This is a messenger RNA of Leptosia nina, 825 nucleotides long. The record is from the annotation of a GenBank genome assembly. Lineage: Eukaryota; Metazoa; Arthropoda; Insecta; Lepidoptera; Pieridae.
AUGAAUUCGCAGAAACAGGGCAGCGCUUCCGCAUUGGAUGACGGACAUUCCUCGGACUCAAAUAAGCCUAAACAAUUAAAGAUUUAUGACGUAGAUGGAUUCUUGUUGUUUCGCCAGGAAAUAAAAGACAUGUUGUGCACUUUUCAAAAAGAACAAAAUGACAAAACGGAAAAGUUCUUUGCCCAGCAAAACAGCAGACUUGACUCUCUGGAGAAGUCCAUAUCUGACUUGUCUAGCAAACUUGUCACUAUUGACUCAACGAGCCAAGAUAUUGAAAAAUCAAUGGAUUUUCUAUCAAAACAGGUGGAUGGUAUACAGAACAAAAUCGACGGCCUCCAGUCUCAGUGGAAAUCUGUAUCGGCGGAUUUACAGGCUAUCGAGGAUCAACAGGAAUACCUCGCGAAGUCCCUUAACAAAACCUGUUUGGAAGUGAGAAACGUACCUAAGACAGACCAAUCCUCUAAAAGUUCACUGUAUGAUCACGUUCUGCACUUGUGUCGAUCUCUAAAAGUCUCAGUGAACUCAAACGACAUAAGAGAUGUCACUCGAGUUACGAACAGAAAAGACACGUCUAAAACUUCGUUUAUAGUGGAACUAACAAACACUCUUCGCAAGAAUGAUAUCCUUAACGCAGUCAAGAACUUUUAUAAGACUCACAAUAAUCAACCAUUAAGUUCAGACCUUCUCGGCAUAUCAGGCGACGCUACGACUAUUUACAUCUCGGAAUACCUUACACGGAAAACCAAACGCUUAUUUCAUCUGGCGAAGGACUGGGCUAAAUCCCACAACUAUAAGUACUGCUGGGCUUCCAAUGGGCAUGACUAG